Molecule: messenger RNA, 1568 nt
Organism: Schistosoma spindalis
Lineage: Eukaryota; Metazoa; Platyhelminthes; Trematoda; Strigeidida; Schistosomatidae
Source: the annotation of a GenBank genome assembly
AUGGGUUUAUGUAAGUGUGAACGGAGACGGGUAACUAACCUAUUUUGUUUCGAGCAUCGGGUUAAUGUGUGCGAAUUUUGUUUGGUGGCAAAUCACCACAAGUGCAUUGUUAAAUCCUAUCUUCGAUGGAUAAAGGACAGUGAUUUUAACCCAUCAUGUAGCAUUUGUCACGAGCCUUUCGAAGCGGAUCCUUCCAAAAAAUGUAUCCGUUUGGUGUGCCUUGAUGUCUUUCACUGGAAUUGCCUCAAUAAUUACGUAAUGAGCUUGCCACCAACUACAACCCCAGCAGGAUUUUUGUGCCCGUUAUGUGGCCAACCAAUCAUUCCUCAGGCUAAUCAUGGCGGUCCUGUCGCAGAAGCGCUCAGAUCAUGUUUAAGCGAAGUUGGUUGGGCCAAAGAAAGUUUGAAUGAAAUAAGGCCAUUUUUCCAUCUGGAAGGUCAUCCGAAGUCCACAUCAACACCUAACAUGAACAUCUGUGUUUCAAAUCCAACAAAUGGAAAGCUUCUCAAUUCAUGUCUAGAUGUAGCUGCAAGACAAUUUUUGAAAGGACAUGACGUUACAGACAUAUUGGAGAGUCCUCAGAAAACAACAGGAUUCCAGAUAGACAAUUCUAAGGACACUAAUAUGUAUACUGAUAUUUCCCAGCUACAUUAUCAACGAAGAGAUCAACCAUCAUUAAACUCCCAGAAGCUGUUCAUGUCCGAAAAUGAUGAUAAUGAUAAAUAUAAACGACAUCUAACAUUCGCAUGGCUCAGACGUUUCCUCCGGAGGCAUUCAUCACAUUUUACACGUUUAUCGGUUAUUCGACGAAAUCGUCUUAUUCUAUUAAUUAUGGGUUGUAUAAUAUCUAUUUUCCUACUGGGUUUUUUUGGUUCUCAACCGAAGGAUAUCACUGGUGAUCCAUUAUUAGAUCCUCAUAUGAAUCCAAAUAUUCAUUUUAAUCUGGAACCUAUGGAUUCAAUGAAAGAAGUCUUAAAUAAUCAUAAUCUUAAUAAAGACAGAGAUAGAGGCGUUAUUGAUGGGUUGAAUGAAGCCUAAUUCUACGGUGAGAUGGUACUUUUUCUAAACACUAGCUUCCUUAUUGUGAUUCGAAUCAAUGGACAAUUUAACUUAAUGUAACUAAUCAUUUUGUCUUUUAUUGUCUAGUUUAUUUUUUUUCCUUAUUUCUUGUUAAUAAAAUCGUUAGACGUUUUUAAACUUUGAAUAGACGACUUGCUAUUCAUCUUCUGUUUCGUUAGAUUCGAAUGUACAUGUUUGAUUGUCAGUCAAUCGUAUAUUCUGAUGUUUUUUUAUAUUUUUCCUACUCCUGAUUAUCAUUAAUGUAAUACUAUCUUUGUUUGACCUUAUUUUAAUUACUAUAUGCUGGUGAAUAGUGGUUAGUCCGCCUCCUUUUAUGAUUUUAUAACCCCCCGUAACUUAUCUGAUAAAAACUGAUAUUCAAGUUUAUGCUCGUGUGUCUCUGAGUUUUUUCCUAGCGAAUAUAUAGUAACCAACAUUCGUUUAGUUUUUGUAUUAGUAAUCAGAUCUGUACAAGAUAUUUUACAAUAUUUAAAAGAUCACUACAUUUG